Molecule: messenger RNA, 2524 nt
Organism: Amphibalanus amphitrite
Lineage: Eukaryota; Metazoa; Arthropoda; Thecostraca; Balanomorpha; Balanidae
Product: proclotting enzyme-like
Exons: 1
Coding region: 73-1563 (496 amino acids)
Biological process (GO): proteolysis
Molecular function (GO): serine-type endopeptidase activity
Source: RefSeq, a predicted model, not a curated record
AGUCGCCAGGUUAAAGAAGACCCCCUGCUCCCGCGGUAGAGCCAGUCGUGCCACCGCGGCCACAGCAGCAGCAUGGAGCGCCGUGCGCUCCUCCUGGUGGCCUUUGUGGCGGCUACCGCACAGGUCGUGCCUUCGGCUGCGCAAUUUUCUAGGGCCACAUCGAUAGCUGAUCUGUCGGACAGCGAUCUCUCCGCUCUGCUGUCGUCUGCCGCUCGACCAGAGUCUGUCGCCAGGCCAUCGCCAGGUCGUCUUCCGGACCUUGCCAGCCUCUCGCCAGGUCGUCUACCCAGCAUAGCCAGGCCCUCACCAGGUCGUCUACCCAGUAUCGCCAGGCCCUCACCAGGCCGCCUCCCGGACCUGGCCGGCGGGCUCACACCCGGCCGCCUUCCGGAUCUUUCGCCCGGCCGCCGUCCCGCCCCCGGCGAAGCAUUCCUUCAGCCAGCCAGUUUUGGUUCACGAUGCUCAGGAACUCAGAAGUGCGUCAACAUUCGUGACUGUUCCGCCUUCAGGACGCGGGAGGACAUCCUGCGUAAGAGGCCGACCCUGUGCGGUUUCUCCGGGAGGGUUCCGCUUGUGUGCUGCGACGGUGAGAGUCAGGUCACCGAAAGGCCGCCAUCCGUUCUGCCGAAGCAAUGUGGCAAGCAGAUAAUUCAGCUAGAGCCCCUGACAGCUAAAAAACGCUUGAGUCGCCAAGUCCAUCGCAGAAGACCCACGAAACCUUUUCUUCCGUCUCAGAUGGUAGCAGUUGAAUUUGAACGAUUCACUACGCCGCGUCCGGUAAUCGGUGGCAGCCCAGUUGACCUGGUCAGUGAAUUACCGGGCGGCCGGCUGGUCCACCGCUGGCCCUGGAUGGUGCUGUUCGGCCGCUGGACGGACGCCGGGCUGGGCGACUGGUUCUGCGGCGGCACCCUCAUCACCGACCGGCACGUGCUCACGGCCGCCCACUGCCUGCGACCCGAGGAGGCCGGCACCGUGGGCGCGCGCAUCGCCGACCACGACCUGAACCGGCUGGACGAGGUGGAGCACCAGCAGCGGAACGUCUCCCGCAUCGUGCGCCACCCGCAGUACGCGGGCGCGCAGAACGACCUGGCCGUGGUGCGGCUGGCGGCGCCGGUGGAGCUGACGGACUCGGUGCAGCCCAUCUGCCUGCCGCCGGCCGGCGCCGACCACCUGGGACAGGAGGCGGCCGUGGCCGGCUGGGGCCUGCUCGAGUUCAACGGCGACUCACCGGACGUGCUGCAGGAGGCGCCGCUGCGCGUCACCGACCCGGCCGUCUGUGAGGCCGCCUACCGGCGCGUGCCGCAGUUCGAGCGCCGCUUCCCGGGCGGCUUCCAGGGCACCAAGGUGUGCGCCGAGAGCCCGGACGGCGAGCCGCGCGACGCGUGCCGCGGCGACUCGGGCGGCCCGCUGAUGGUGCUGAGCGCUCCGCAGGGUGAGGGGAGCGGCACCUACCAGCUGGUGGGUGUUGUCUCCACUGGCGUCGGCUGCGGCAACCCCCAGUUUCCCGGCCUCUACACCAAGGUGUCGGCCUACAUCGACUGGAUCGUCAGCCAGCUCACCUGAAUUGCGUGGAUAUAUGCACCCAGCUCAGCACCCAAUGCAUCCAAUUGUGUACUUUUAUGCAACUACAGAACACGAUCUGUGUUCUUUCGUCUUUAUCCAAUAGCGCAGGCCAAGCUUUUAGGAAUAGUUGUUAUACCCAGCCAGCAGUGUGGUAUGGCUCAAGUCCAUUUUGCCCCGGCAACUCCGACAUACCAGUGUAAACAGAACACCGUCGGAACAUGGGGUUUGGGCCGAUAUGGCUCAAUUCCGGUUAGCCAGUCCUUGCCGUAGCGCUCCGGAGUCGGUAUGGUUUCGGACCGACAAGUCCGGCUAAGUCGGGAUCCCUGCCACGGCGUCCUACGGCCAGGUCCGGCUGCCUUGUAGCUGCUCUGGCUUACUGCGGCUGAACUAUGAGGAACGGUUUUAUGAGGAUUGUGGCCCUUACACGAAGUUCUCAAAAGCCGGCAACAGUUACAUUAGUGUUACUAAGUAAUAAUUCGCCACAUUACGUCUUGCCUACUCAACUUUCCAGACUGCUUAUGUAACCUUAUAUGCAUUCUGGACGGUCUCUACAGUGGAUAGUGAGCAGUGAGCGCCGUUCUGGGUACUUCAUAACAACUUUCUAAGCGCCAAUCUUUGCGUCGCGAGGGUGCUGCAGUGAAUUGUGACAUAAUUUCUUUCUUGGAAAUGCGUAGAACUGUGUUUGACAUUUAUGGACUGUGGGCAUAAUAUAGCAGUGCACACUGCACAAGGCCUUAAUGAAUAAAAAAUCAGUCAGGGAACUGGAUUUAUCAAAAGGUUAUUGGAGCUCAAACCUCGCAUGACCUUCAGUGUCUCGUGUCAGGUAAGUAUGCACCAAAUAAUAAGCUCGAUAAAAGGAAAAACCUAUUGUAGAGAACCCUAAACUAAACCUACUAAUACUAAUAAUAAACCUACUAAACCACUAAAUGCGCUGUCAAAUAGCUCCACCGGUAGGGGAAGG